Messenger RNA from Onychostoma macrolepis, 1458 nucleotides. Its product is annotated as C3a anaphylatoxin chemotactic receptor-like. Gene Ontology annotation, biological process: phospholipase C-activating G protein-coupled receptor signaling pathway; inflammatory response; complement receptor mediated signaling pathway. The coding region runs from base 107 to 1156 and encodes 349 amino acids. The transcript is spliced from 4 exons. Gene Ontology annotation, molecular function: complement receptor activity; G protein-coupled receptor activity. Lineage: Eukaryota; Metazoa; Chordata; Actinopteri; Cypriniformes; Cyprinidae. The record is from RefSeq and is a predicted model, not a curated record. Gene Ontology annotation, cellular component: plasma membrane.
UCUACAUUGUCACUGCCUUUAACAAGAUAUUCAAGUGAAAUGGACCAGACCAGUUUCCAGUCAACUAGCAACUCAGAAAACUGCCUCUUCAGCAAAUAAAGUCAAAAUGAACCAAACCGUAGCUCAAUCAACCAACAGCACAGAUGCCACAGUGAAAUAUUUGAAGAACAUCAAUGUUUUCCUGCACUGCAUAAUAUGUGUGCUUGGUGUUGCUGGCAAUGGAAUGGUCAUCUAUAUCGCAGGCCUCAAAAUAAAAAGGACCGUCAAUACCAUUUGGUUUCUGAACCUGGCGGUAGCCGACUUCCUAUUUUCAUUUUUCCUGAUCUUUACUAUAAUUUAUGAAUACCGCGAUUCAGACUGGCCUUUUGGUGAGUUUAUGUGCAUGUUGAGUAGCCUGGUGACCGUGCUCAAUAUGUGUGCCAGCACUUUCCUGCUGACAGCGAUCAGUCUGGACCGCUGCCUGUCCACCUGGGUGGUGGUGUGGGCCCGGACCAAACGAACCGUCCUGAAAGCAAGGAUAAUUUGCCUGUUUAUUUGGUUAGCAGCAGUUGCCUGCAGUCUGCCUGUAGUCAUCUUUCGGAAAACCUAUUCCAUUUCUCCACAACAAACCCUGUGCAUUCCUGGCUUUUCAAGUCUGGAAACCUACAAGAGGAUGGUAGUGUUCCGUUUUGUAGUGGGCUUCCUCAUCCCGUUCAUCAUAAUUUUGGCUUCCUACAUGGCAAUCGGAGUACGAGUUAAGCGCCUCAGGAAAAACAAUAAACUAAAACCCUUCCGUAUUAUCCUAGCAGUAAUUCUGACCUUCUUCUUCUGCUGGCUUCCCUUUUACGUUUACAAAUUCCUCGAAGUGCGGUUGUAUGAAAUGUAUGAUACAGACACAUCAGAUGAGCUGGCCAGCCUCCAUAAUGUUUUUGACCAGAUAGGGCUCUUUAUAGUUAGUCUUGCCUAUUUGAACAGCUGCCUGAAUCCCUUCUUGUACGUAUUCAUGUGUGAAGAGUUUCAGAAAAAGCUCAAGCAAUCUUUGGCGAUGGUAUUCGAGAGCGCGUUCGCAGAGGAACACCUGGCUCUCCUCUCGCAACAUUCCCAAUCCCAGUGCAAAUCUCAUUCCCAGAGUGGAACGGCACCCAGUCUGACCCAGUCUUUGACACUUGAGGGUUAAACAUUCAUAAUGCUAAAUGUGCAUUUAAAUUAAAUAACACAUACAAAAAGGAAAAGCAUAGAAGCUGUGUAGAUAAAUCAUUAGCAGUGUGUUCUUCAUUCAUGUUUUUAAAUUGUGAGAUGGAAGCUGAUGUGCCAGCCAUUAGAAAUUACAGAUACACUGUGCCAUAAAUAGCUGGAAUGCAUGCCUCAUUAAUUUGCAUUGAUGUCAAGAAACUGAUAAUUGCAUUGUGUAUUUGUAUCUCAUUUUCAUAGAUCUCUGGUUUUAUAAUGAACUAAAAUGUGUUUUGCUUUUGCUUUGCA